Molecule: messenger RNA, 2466 nt
Organism: Lampris incognitus (smalleye Pacific opah)
Lineage: Eukaryota; Metazoa; Chordata; Actinopteri; Lampriformes; Lampridae
Product: protocadherin beta-16-like
Exons: 2
Coding region: 4-2466 (820 amino acids)
Biological process (GO): homophilic cell-cell adhesion
Cellular component (GO): plasma membrane
Molecular function (GO): calcium ion binding
Source: RefSeq, a predicted model, not a curated record
ACAAUGGAUCGGCAAGUACUGUUGUUUAUCUGGGUCCUUUCUCUCAGUGCGGUGCUCGGCCAGAUCAGCUACUCGGUUCCGGAGGAGAUGGCCGAAGGUUCUGUCGUCGGUAACAUCGCACAAGAUCUAGGUUUAGAUGUGCAAAGGCUGACGUCACGCAAAGCGCGUGUCUACUCUGGCGACAGCAAAGAGUACGUCGAGCUGAAUAAAGGACGAGGAUUUCUCCUCGUCAGAGAGACAAUAGACAGGGAGGCGCUGUGCGGACAGACGACGCCCUGCGCUUUACAUUUACAAAUCAUUUUAGACGACCCCAUCGAGUUCUACAGCGUGACGGUCGAAAUAACAGACGUCAACGAUAACCCCCCCGCGUUUGAGAAAAGCCAAAUUAAAUUCAGAAUAAGCGAAUCUGCCGUCGUCGGGUCGAAAUUUGAUUUGGAGAGCGCUAUCGAUUUAGACGUGGGAAUUAAUGGUCUGCAGAGCUAUCUGCUGAAACCAACCGACAAUUUUGCUCUCAAAUUACACAAUCAGAUAGAUGGUUCAACGAGCGUUGAGAUGAUUUUGCAAAAACCCCUCGAUAGAGAACAAAAUGAACACAUUUCCCUCGUGCUGACUGCCGUAGAUGGCGGCGAUCCUCAGAUGACGGGAACGAUGCAGAUUAUGAUCACGGUUUUAGACGCAAAUGAUAACGCGCCGGUUUUUACGCAGCCCGUAUACAAAGCAGCGGUGGCAGAAAACUCCCCACCGGGCACUGUUGUUACCACAGUCAGCGCAGCUGAUGCCGAUCAGGGUCCCCAUGGACGUAUUCAGUAUUCGAUCAGAAAUACGUUAGGUGACGUCAGAAAUAUAUUUGAGAUAAAUGGGGAGAGCGGGGAGCUUAGAUUGGUAGGAAAUGUUGAUUUCGAAAAGGCACGAAAUUAUCAAGUUAAUUUACGCGCAAGUGACGACGGAGGAUUGACAGACUCGUGCAAAGUGAUUGUUGACGUUAUUGAUGUAAAUGACAACAAGCCAGUUAUUAACAUAAUGUCAAAGUCAAGCGUCAUAUCGGAAGAUAUCAAAACUGACACAGUUGUAACAAUAAUUAACGUUCAAGACCCAGACGCGGGUGAGAAUGGCAAAGUCCAGUGCGUCAUAAAUGAAAAUAUUCCCUUCCUGCUGAAAUCUACAUCCAACAGCUUCUAUAGCCUGGUGACAGACAGUGACCUGGACCGAGAGAGAGCCUCCGAGUAUAAUAUCAGUAUCACGUGUUGUGAUGAGGGAGUGCCCUCUCUCUCCAGCAGCGUCACUCUCACCUUACAUAUCUCAGAUGUGAAUGACAACGCGCCUGUCUUUGAGAGGAGCUCAUAUGAGGCCUACAUUGUAGAAAACAACACACCGGGUCUCUCCAUAUUCACAGUGAAAGCCACAGACGCUGACUGGAACCAGAAUGCCCGUGUCUCUUAUAUACUGGAGGACUCCUCGGUUAACGGAGUGCCCGUCUCCUCCUAUGUGUCCGUCAGUGCUGAUAGUGGAGUCAUCCAUGCAGUUCGCUCUUUUGACUACGAGCACAUCAAGGAUUUCCACUUCUGUGUUAAAGCGCAGGAUGGAGGCUCUCCUCCACUCAGUAGUAACGUGACUGUGAAAAUAACGAUCCAGGACCAGAACGACAACGCCCCUCAGGUUCUGUACCCAGUCCAGACCAGCAGCUCUGUGGUGGCUGAAAUGGUGCCUCGUUCAGCAGAUGUGGGCUAUCUGGUGACUAAAGUGGUGGCUGUUGAUGUGGACUCUGGACAGAAUGCCUGGCUCACCUAUAAGCUGCAGAAAGCCACAGACAGGGCACUGUUUGAAGUGGGCUUACAGAAUGGGGAAAUAAGGACUAUCCGCCAAGUCACUGAUAAAGAUGCUGUGAAACAAAGGCUGACUGUUGUAGUGGAGGACAACGGGCAGCCCUCUCGUUCAGCUACAGUCAAUGUUAACGUGGCGGUGGCGGACAGCUUUCCUGAAGUGCUCUCGGAGUUCACUGACUUUACACACGACAAGGAGUACAAUGACAACCUGACUUUUUACUUAGUCUUGGCUUUGGCUGUAGUGUCCUUUCUCUUCAUCACCUGUUUAGUGGUCAUCAUAUCAGUGAAGAUAUACAGAUGGAGACAGUCUCGCAUCCUCUAUCAUUCCAGUCUGCCGGUGAUUCCCUAUUAUCCACCACGUUACUCAGACACUUUGGGGACAGGGACUCUCCAGCACGUGUACAAUUACGAGGUGUGCAGGACGACUGACUCCAGAAAGAGUGACUGUAAGUUCGGCAGAGCCGGUAGUCAGAACGUGCUGAUAAUGGACCCCAGUUGUACAGGGACGAUGCAGCGGAUCCAGAAUGAAAAGAACAUCCUGGAUGAACCAGACUCUCCUGUAGAGGUUAGAAAUUUGAGACUUUGCAUUACUCCUAUCUUUCCAUUCUUUGGGCCGCUGUUGGCCAGUCUGUUGCAGUGUUAG